UCUACCGAUGUGCGAUCGAAUUUUAUCAGCGCCGGUAGCCGGCAAAUCAAAACAUUCAGCAGAUUGAGUAACCGGGUUGCGUGCGCCUCCCGACCGCAGUUGUUUACAGGACCAGCCGAGGAACAUGAAGAGUUUCAUCAGCCUCACCACGUUUUGUUAUCAACGGGCAGGGCCCUUGGUGGUAGCAUAUCGAGCGAUUGGUACAAUAUCGAAAGGAGUCGGCAAAUAUGCGGCAUCGCCAGCAGCCGUUCCGAAGAACCGCACAGUGGUCAGUGGAACGGUGCAAACUGCUCCAUCCGCCGGCAAUCCGUACUUUGUCAGCCGAGCCUCCAAGGUAACCUCAGCAACCACGGCGAACGGCGGCGGCGGUGCGUCGAGCGAUGACGAGUACAUCGAGGAUGUCGUUUGCCAGGAUGCGGACAUCGGCGAGAACCAGAUGAAGCAGUGCGAAUUGGGCGAGGGCAAGGUUCUGUUGGUCCGCCAGCGCGGUAAGCUAACCGCGAUAGGCAACAAAUGUUCGCACUAUGGAGCUAUGCUGGUGACCGGGGCGCUCGGCGAUGGUCGCGUCCGUUGCCCUUGGCAUGGUGCCUGCUUCAAUGUGGAGACGGGAGAUAUCGAGGAUUUUCCCGGUAUGGAUUCGCUACCGUGUUACCGCGUGACCGUUGGUGAAGGUGGUGAGGUACGCGUACGGGCGAAACGUUCUGAACUGGCCAGCAACAAACGGACACGAUUGAUGGCACGCCGUGGAUCGGCCAGUGACGAGCGCACGUUUGUCGUGAUCGGUGGAGGUCCUUCCGGUGCAACCUGUGCGGAAACUUUGCGCCAGGAAGGGUUCACAGGACGUGUGGUAAUGAUCAACAAGGAGCCCUACCUACCGUACGAUCGCAUUAAGGUGAGCAAAGCGAUGGAUCUGAACGUGGAAAAGGUGUUGCUAAGAACGCAAGCCUUCUACGAUGGAAGCGACAUCGAGCUGCUGCUCGGAACGGCCGUUACGAAGCUGGACUCGACCGGCAAAGAGCUGACGCUCGACAACGGGUACAAGAUCAAGUACGACAAGGUGUACAUCGCGACGGGCUCGAACCCCCGGCGCCCUCCCAUCGAGGGUGCCAAUCUGCGUAACGUUGCCGUCCUGCGAACGGUGGAGGAUGCAAAGUCCGUCAACGGAGAGUUGAGCCCCGAGAAGCAGAUCGUCAUCCUGGGAACCAGUUUUAUCGGACUAGAGGCGGCCGCAUACUGCGUAGGAAAGGUGGCACGGGUGACGGUGAUCGGUCGUGGUGCUGUCCCGCUGAAGGAAUCGUUCGGUGAUGCCAUCGGCCAGCGUGUGAUGGAUCUGUUCCGGGAGAAGGGUGUCGAGUUUGUGAUGAACUCGGGCAUCAAACGUUGCAUCGAAGGUGAAGACGGUGCGGUGAAACAGGUGGAGCUGGUCGAUGGUACUCUGCUGGAUGCGGACAUUUGCAUCUUCGGUGUUGGUUCAACGCUGUACACCGAGUUUCUAGCCAACUCGGGCAUUCCGCUCAACCGUAACGGAUCCAUUAACACCGAUCAGCAUCUGGAGACGGAGGUGCAGGGUGUGUACGCCGGUGGUGAUGUCGCUAAUUCACCCGUCCUCUCGAACGAAGGCCAACCGGCAACGAUCGGCCACUAUCCGCUGGCCCAGUAUCAUGGGCGAAUUGCCGCGCUUAACAUGGUCGGUAAGGUAACGCCACUGCAAACCGUACCCUUCUUCUGGACGGUAUUGUUCGGAAAAUCGUUCCGCUACUGUGGCUACGGAACACCCGAGGAAGUUAUCAUCGAUGGCGAUCUGGAGGCGCUGAAGUUUGUCGCGUUCUACAUCGGUAAAGCGGGGCGCGUCAUUGCGAUGGCCUCGUGUCAGCGUGAUCCCAUCGUGGCCCAGUUUGCUGAGUUUUCAUCACAAGGCAAAGUAUUAAACAAAAGCGACAUCACGGCAAAUCCGUUCGGAUGGACCACCGACCUGACCGGACCAACGACGGUGUAACCAAGGGGGCGCAUCCGAGGACCCUUUACGUGCACGUUGCCAUCGUUACCGUUUGUGUAUGACACACUCACUGAUGACCAAGCGCGCACGCCACAAAACACAACCACCAUCCACAACUUAUUUAAGUGCAUUGUUAAUGGAAACGCUAGGCGUUCAAUAAAACCCUACUGUGCUAAUAUUUA
This is a messenger RNA of Anopheles aquasalis, 2178 nucleotides long. Its product is annotated as apoptosis-inducing factor 3-like. The record is from RefSeq and is a predicted model, not a curated record. Gene Ontology annotation, cellular component: cytoplasm. Gene Ontology annotation, molecular function: oxidoreductase activity, acting on NAD(P)H; 2 iron, 2 sulfur cluster binding. NCBI's taxonomy places the organism in Eukaryota, Metazoa, Arthropoda, Insecta, Diptera, Culicidae.